Messenger RNA from Pseudomyrmex gracilis, 2203 nucleotides. Its product is annotated as fatty acid synthase-like. The record is from RefSeq and is a predicted model, not a curated record. NCBI's taxonomy places the organism in Eukaryota, Metazoa, Arthropoda, Insecta, Hymenoptera, Formicidae. Gene Ontology annotation, biological process: fatty acid biosynthetic process. Gene Ontology annotation, molecular function: oxidoreductase activity; fatty acid synthase activity.
AUUUUACGCCCCAACAAAGUUUGGGGAUCGUAUAGACAUCUUCCGUUACCACAACUAAAACCAAAAUUUGUACAGCAUGGUUAUGUCGCUCAGAGUGUGCGAGGUGAUUUGAGCAAGUUGCGUUGGGUUGAAGGCCCGAUAUCUCCUGAUUACAAACAAGAAAAUCUCGUACGUGUAGUUUACGCAUCACUUAAUUUCAAGGAUAUUAUGACAGCUACUGGUAGAAUUUCUCUGUAUAUACUUCUGAAAAAGGAGCAAGAAAAGUCGAUUCUUCUAGGUUUUGAAUUCGUCGGGUUCAAAGCAACUGGUGAAAGAAUAAUGGGAGUAUCUACUGUAAGAGGAAUCACAAAUCUUAUUGUGGCUGAUCCACGACUUUGUUGGAUCAUUCCUGACAAAUGGACGUUUGAGGAUGCUGCAACUGUCCCAGUUGCUUAUUGUACGAGUUAUUAUGCUUUGUACACACGUGGAAAAUUAAAGAAAAGAGAUAAAAUUCUUAUACAUUCCGGAACUGGUGCCGUUGGGCAAUCUGCAAUUUAUCUCGCGCUUUUUGAAGGAUGUGAAGUUUUCACAACUGUAGGAACACCUGAGAAACGAAAGUUUAUAAGAGAAAAAUUUCCUUCUAUUCCUGAAGAUCAUAUAGGAAAUUCUCGAGACACCAGCUUCGAACAAAUGAUUAGUCAACAAACAAGAGGUCGAGGUGUGGACAUCGUGCUAAAUUCUUUAGCAGAAGAAAAACUGCAAGCAUCUAUUCGGUGUUUGGCAAAAGGUGGUCGCUUUUUAGAAAUUGGAAAGUAUGAUUUACUAUCUAACAAUACUAUAAAUUUAAAAGAAUUUUCAAAAGGCAUUAGUUUCUAUGGAGUUAUGUUAGAUAAACUAUUUAUUAGUACUGAUGUAUCAAGAAAAAUAAAUAUUCGUAACUCGAUAAACACUAUGAUUCAGCGUGGAGCGAUCGUACCACUUGUAAGAGAAGUUUUUGAACAACAUGAGAUAGAAACCGCUUUUAAACAUAUGGCAGCUGCAAAACAUAUAGGAAAAGUAAUCAUGAAAGUACGUACAAAAGAGGAAGAUGUGGACGCUCCUAUUCUCGCGUAUCCUCAAUAUUUCUGUCAUGAACAUAAAUCUUAUAUUAUUUUGGGUGGUUUAGGCGGUUUUAGCCUGGAGUUAACUGACUGGUUGAUUCUUCGUGGCGCUCAAAAAAUUAUACUCAUUUCACGAAAUGGUAUAAAGAACGGUUAUCAACAGUCAAGAGUAGAGUUAUGGAAAUCGUAUGGAGUAAAUGUGCAAAUAAUAACAGGCUUUAACGCAUCUACUCAUGAAGAUUGUGCUUCGAUUUUACGUUCUGCCAACAAAUUAAGACCAGUAGAUGCUAUAUUUAAUCUCGCAGUUGUGCUAAAAGAUAAUAUCUUCACGAAUCAAUCUCCGGAAACAUUUGAAGAAACAUUUCAGUCGAAAGCUCUAGCUACAAAGCAACUGGACGAUUUGUCUAGAAAAAUGUGUCCUCAUCUGCGACAUUUUGUGGUAUUUUCAUCUGUGUCGUGUGGAAAGGGAAAUCCUGGACAAACUAACUACGGUAUGGCCAAUUCGAUAAUGGAAAGACUCUGCAAAAAAAAAGCGCAAGAUGAAUUACCUGGCAUGGCUAUUCAGUGGAGUGCGAUAGGUGACGUCGGUCUUGUCGCUGACAUGCAACAAAACAAUAAAGAACUAGUUAUCAGUGGAACAUUGCAACAACGAAUAUCAUCUUGUUUAGAAUCAUUAAACACUUUCUUAAUGCAGUCGAGACCGAUUGUAAGCAGUAUGAUUGUAGCUACAAAAUCGAAAGCUUCUGGAGAUAUUCUGCACGUUGUGAUGAACAUUAUGGAAUUAAAAACUUUAAAAGGAGUUGGAGAACAUGUACUCUUGUCUGAACUUGGUAUGGAUUCUAUGAUGAGUUUAGAAAUUAAGCAAACAGUAGAAAGAGAAUUAAGUGUCUUUUUCACAAUACAACAAAUUCGCAAUCUUACCUUUGCUAAGCUCAAAGAAAUAGCUAAAAGAGAUAUGUACGACCAAAAGAAUAUUGAAACACAACUUGACACAAAUAACUCGCAACAUAUAAAAGUCUUUAAUCUUUUCCGGAAUUGAAGGAUUUGCUAACGUAUACAACUCAAUAGCUUCAAAAAUUAAAGCUCCUGCAAUAUGCCUACAACAUAGUUCUAUUAAUCUUCCU